AUGAGGCAGAGUCUCCAACCCAGCAGGUGGCCCCAGCUCAGUUUCCAGUCCUCCAGGAGUCCCCAGCUAUAUCCCCUGAGCCCCCUAAAGAGGUGGAACCUUCUCCCACACCUCAAGAGGCCCCAGCUCAGCCUUCAGAGCCCGCAGGCUCCAACUCAACCUCCGGAGCCCUCUAAGGAGGCAGAAACUCCUCCAGCCCAGCAGGAGGCCCCAGUUCAGCCUCCAGAGCCACCUGAGGAGGUUGUAGCACAACCUCCAGUCCAUAAUGAGGUGACAGUUCCACCUCUAGGACAAGAGCAAGCUCAGCAUCCAAACUUGCCCAAUGUUACUGUUCAGCCUGCUGACCUGGAGCUUACUGUAACUCCAGAACCUACUGUGGAGACUGAGCAUUCUACACAUGCCAGCAGACUAUAGCUCCUCCAGAGGGACACUGAGGUGACACCUCCACAUCCAGAGCAGGUCCAGGCUCAGCAUCCAAAUUUGACUGAAGUCAGAGUUCAGCCUUUAGACCUGGAACUGACCAUAACUCCAGAACCCACUACAGAGGUUGAAACUUCAACCACGCAAGAGAUCCCAGGUCACCCUUCAGAGCCACCUAAGGAGGUUGUGGUUCAGCCUCCACUGUUUCAGGAGGUGACAGUUCCAACUCCAGGUCUGGAUCAAGCUAGUCAUCCAUUGUCACCUAAUGUAACAGUUCAGCCUUGGGACCUAGAGCUUACCAUAACUCCAGAACCCACUAUGGAGGUUAAAGCUUCUACAGCCCUGAAGAAAACUACAGCUCCUCCAAAGGACCUUGAGGUAACAUUUGCACAUCUAGAGCAGGUUCAGGUUCAGCAUUCAACCUUGAAUAAGGCCAAAAGUCCACAGACCCCAGAUCAGCCUCCAGAGCCGCCUAAGGAACUUGUAGCUCAACCUCCAGUAUAUCAAGAGGCAGCAGUUCCAACACCAGAUCGGGAUCAAGCUCAGCGUCUGUGGUUGCCGAAUGUAACAGUUCAGCCUUUGGACUUGGUGCUUGCUGUAACUACAGAACCCACUACGGAUGUUAAACAUCCCUCAGCCCUGCAGCAGACUACCGCUCCUCCAGAGGACCUUGAGGUGACAUUUCCACAUUCAGAGCACAUUCAGCAUCCAACCUUAACUAAAGUCACAGUUAAACCUUUGGACCCAGGGCUUACCAUAACUCCAGAAUCCACUACAGAGACUGAACCUUCUCUAACCAUGCAAGAGACCCCAACCCUGCCUCAGCCUCCAGAGCCACCUAAGGAGGUUGUUCAGUAUCCAUCCCAACAGGAAGUGACAGUUCCAACUCCAAAUAAGGAGAAUGAUGGAAGUUGA
Molecule: messenger RNA, 1335 nt
Organism: Felis catus (domestic cat)
Lineage: Eukaryota; Metazoa; Chordata; Mammalia; Carnivora; Felidae
Product: leucine-rich repeat-containing protein 37A2-like
Source: RefSeq, a predicted model, not a curated record